AUGACCAAAAUGUCGGAUGACGAGCAUUUACAGGGAUACACAUGGCCGACAAACAUUUCGAACAACAACUAUGAAAUGAUGGACAAGGAUCGAAAAGCCGUCGAGUUUCUCCGGAAUGGGGCAAACGAUCUUUUAACUGAAUAUUAUGACACGAAUUUCAAUCUACUUCGAUGGGCACAGGGUUAUGGAUACGAUUUGGAUGAAGGGUUGAAGAAUUUAAGGAAACAUCUCAAAUUCAGAAGAUACUACGAUCUUGAUGAGCAUCAUUUAAUCCGCGAGCACGAGAUUCUCAAGAAAUAUUUCCCCAUCGGUCUUGUCGGAGAGACUGGUCAUGGGAAUACUUUGUUGGUGAUCGAGAGUGCUGGGAAAAUUGAUCUAAUGGGAAUCCUUCGAGCUGUUCAACUCUCCGAUUUUCUUAUUCAAAGAGCUCGUUUUCAAGAGGAAAUGCUCGAGCAAAUGAAUGGGAUUGAGAGGAGAACCGGAAAACAGGCUUCAGUGAUCUACAUUCUUGACUUGGAAGGUCUCAAAUUCGAUCCAUCACUUCUUCAAGUUGUUACAGGUCCUUAUCGAAUUCUCUGGGCUUCUGUUUACACAAAUUACCCGGAGUGGAUCGAUCAUUUCAUUAUGGUCAACGUACCAUCUUUUAUCUCGAUUUUGUGGAAGGCUAUUGUCCCAUUUCUCCCCGAGCGAACGCGCAAUAAAGUGAAGAUUUGUUCGGCGGGAAGCGAUUGGAAACAACAAGUUCUACAGUUUGCCAAGCCAGAAUAUGUGCCCGUGCAUUGGGGUGGGACGAAGCUGGAUUCGAAUGGAGAUCCGAUGUGCAGAGAGAUCCUGAACAUUCCAUUUGAGCCGAUUCCAAGCACUCUUUAUUGGACUCCAAGCGAGGAAUCUCCGGCGAUUAAGGAUCUCGAUCAAGUGACGAUUCCGGCAAGCAAAAGCAAAAUCCUCACAUUUCUCGUGAAAGGCAAUGAGGAAAAGAUGUUCUUUAUAUUGAAUAGAUUCUGCGAUCGAACUUUUGGCCAAGGAAUCUGGUAUAGUGAAGAUGAAAGUGCAAUUGAAUGGCCGUUAGAAGAGAUGGAGGAAUGGUGUCCCGACUUUGAUUACCCGGGAAUGCCGACGGUGGACUGGCUUCGGAUUCGCAUUCCCGGUGCCGGUGUCUACAAGUUGAAGUUCGGCAAUGAACAGGCUUGGAUCCGUUCCCUCACCAUUCAUUACCGUAUGCGUUUCGUGAAUGAGAUCGGUGAGCUGCUUGAUUUUCAACAGAUUCCA
This is a messenger RNA of Mesorhabditis belari, 1269 nucleotides long. Lineage: Eukaryota; Metazoa; Nematoda; Chromadorea; Rhabditida; Rhabditidae. The record is from the annotation of a GenBank genome assembly.